Salvelinus namaycush (lake trout) is the source of this 2407-nucleotide messenger RNA. RefSeq lists its product as uncharacterized. Lineage: Eukaryota; Metazoa; Chordata; Actinopteri; Salmoniformes; Salmonidae. The coding region runs from base 909 to 1604 and encodes 231 amino acids. The transcript is spliced from 3 exons. The record is from RefSeq and is a predicted model, not a curated record. Gene Ontology annotation, biological process: intrinsic apoptotic signaling pathway in response to DNA damage by p53 class mediator; cellular response to gamma radiation.
CUUUCUGAAGGCACCAAAACGGCCAUCACCCCCUCUUGUCUCAGACCGGUUUGAAGGAAGAGCUGUCGCAUUGUACUAAACCAGAAACCAGCAUCGCUUUACGGAAAGGAGCGCCUAUAGGGCAGCAGCAACUACGGCGUAGUAUACCUAUAAAAACAAGCUUUUAUGCAAGACAAUCCAUCGUGGUAUUGAACUUGAUGCAAACCUUGGAACAAAGGAAUAUAUAGCAACAUCCGUGUGGAAUACUGAAGCCCAAGACGAAAAAUUGAGGACCCGCGCAUGGUCAACACAACGUCAUCGCGCCUGCAAAAACGUUGCUUUUUAGCGCAAACCUAAAAAGAAACUUGUAAAGUAAACCAAUAACAUUGACGUUAAAAUAUACUGUAUCCACCGCAGGGAAAGAAUACAUUUUCAGAAAUUAACGUCAUUCUAUUCUUAACCAGUUCAAUACCAAAUAUAGGCAUUGUGUUAAUAUUAAAUGUCCUUGAACGGUGCCCUGGUUUGUGGUAACAUUGCCAAAGUUUAUAAUACAUUUUAAAAAACGCUGAGCUGAUAUUAAGUGAUGUAAUAACGUGCAUGUUUGAUCAUACAACCAACGAGUAGCCUACUAGACUAUAGGGCCCAGCUAAUUAUGUUUUCUCAAGAAGUUUGCAAGGCUAGUGUUUCCAUAUUUUAUUACCCCUGCAGAGCAAGCCAAUAAUAGGUCUAACUCGGUCGCUUUGUUUGAAUGACUGACUGUCAACAGAAGCCAUUUUUAAACCUGCUUUUUAAUACGCCGUUUGAAACAUUUGCACAUACAUCGAUCUGGGCUCUAUAGAUCAAGGCGCUGAUCCUCAAGAAACCGUUUUUAAAAUAUAAUUUCCUCUUCUAUUUAUCACCUGAAUGAGCCUACAUUUUGAUUUCCCAACAUGACUUCCUACAACCGUGCAGAUUCAUCCUCAAUACCAGUUUUAUUAUCCACGCUUGUUUUGAUGCUUGGCUUGGCAGCGCGAUGCGUCGUGCAGGCCAUGCCUUCGGAGGAUAGCCCUCAAGCGGCCCAGGCAUCAGUCAGCCUCCCGUCCCUGGUCACGGGGACCUGCAAAGAUGUCCACAAAUACGUGGAGUCCGUGGUGGGAAACAAUGUAAUCGAAUCGACUGUUGAGUUCUUUGAGAUGUUGAUCCGGUUUCUGGCUGAAGGAGCUGCCAGCGGCCUGAAUGUCAUUGCGGUUUACGUUACAGAGAUCCUCAGGGUCACAGGAGUUGAUGUCCAGCUGCCGUUCCCUCACUUCACACCGGAAGGCGUGGCCUCGGUAGGUCAAUGGGCUCUGCUGGCUCUGAUUGGCUACUGGGUGCUGUCCAUUGUCCUGCGCCUAUUGGUGGGCGUGGUGAGGAGGGUGUUCUGGAUGCUGAAGGCGGGCACAGCGCUGUGGCUCUUCGGCCUGAUCGUCAGCGAUACCAAGGCUGGUUCAGACACCACAGCUGUCCGGUUGGCAGGCCUGGUGCUCGGGUGUGCCCUUCUGGGGCUUGCCAGCUACGGAUCAGAAAAGACAAGCCACGUGGAAGACCGCCUGAGCAUCCUGGAGGGAAGGGUGAAGGUGGUGGAGAGGAGGAAGGGAGAUGAGUGAUGGGAGGAUAGUUGGAAGGAUGAUGGUCUCUGUUUCUCAAGUGAAAAUAAAGCAACCUCUGGGAUUUUUUGAAUGGAAAUGCACGUCAGAAAGUGGUUUCUCAUUUCUUAUCCCAUUAGGUGUGUUUGUUACAUAUAAUAACAUCUGAAAUCUAUGAUACAUGGAGAAUACAGGUAUUUUUUUUUUUUUUAAACGAACGGACAAGUAUUCAAGUGGUUUAAUACGUUUGUUUUACUCCAAGAUACGUCACACAGACCAUUUUAAACACAAUGGUUUUAAAUGGUUUAUAUUCUCUCUUGCAAGGCUGUCAGUGUUUGCAUUUACAGUAUCUUGCCUAGAUUGAUUCUAAAUUACUCACAGAAGAUAUUAAAACAGUACAAUACAUGAAACCACAAAGCCAAGAUGCAUAAGAAAAAGUACAUCUCUACAGUACAUAGUAUUUGUUAAAUGUAAGGACACUUCCACACUGGUCUGCUAAUCAGUUUUAAAGCAACAUGACAUGUUGGUCUUUCAGCCUGCCACAGCAACCAUACAUACAGCGUGGUGCAUUUUGCUGAGGUAAUAUGCAGCAGUAAGAAAGAAAAGGCUUUGGAAUUAAGGCACUCGGAGAAGAGGCUGGAAAGAACAGAAACCUUAAUUAUAUUACAACAGCAAGAUCAUGACGGAUGCUUAGAGCUGAAUUGGCAUGCAACAAUGUGUGGUCUACAAUUGUUAUCCUAUUUUAGGCCAUUGUAAAUAAGAAUUUGUUCUUAACUGACUUGCCUAGUUACAUAAAUAAUAUAAUAAAUUACUAUUCCAUCAAA